UGCUCAUUUGACCAAGCAAAUGCGAGAGACGGCUGAGUUGACCGCAGUACAUGAUGGCUGCAUACAUACAUACAUUAAUGUCCAGGGUGUGGCAGUCACUAAAGAAACCUGUGGACAUGUUUCUCGGUAUUUAACCAUCCUGAAAACAGUGAAAUGAAAGGGCAAAGCAAACAGGGAAAGGCUCAUGAGAACAGGAAGGAUGUUGACGUGAUUUCCGCAGGCUUUGGACCGGGGAAAGUUGUUUCCUGAAGUUGACACUGCUGAUCAUUUUCUACACCUAAACUCUGGAGCUUCUUGUACAAAAAUGACUCCGACACGUUUAUCGCAUUUUUGAUGAUAGUCGUCUUUAUCCCUCGUCAGAUUGACUCUGUCUGAGGAAAACAUGAGCUCCAGGAGUGAAGAAGACUCAGAGGCGAGCCUGCAGGCCCAGCUAGCCGAGUGCCGAGCUCAGGUGGAACACUGGCAGGGCGUGGCGACGAUCUGCGAGCUGAGCAAACAGGAGGAACUGGCAGAGCUGCAGAAACAAUGUGAUCAAGAGAUCCAGUCUCUGCAGGAGGCUCUCAGAGAGACAGCAGAGCAGUAUGAGGCCAGGCUAUCAGUCCUCCAGUCUCAGUCUGGAGAGUGGAGGAGAGCCAGUGGGCAGAACAUGAUCAGUGGAAGGAAAGGCAAUAAUGAAUCCCCGGCAUCGCUCACCAACAGCCUGUCGGAGGCCGUGGCGGUGGAGCGGAGACAGAACCAGCCGUCAGAUCUCGAAGUGUCGACGGAGGGAGACGGGACGCCUCCUACGUCAGAAGCGUAUUUCUCUCUGCGGCACUGCGACUCGGCCUCGCUGUCCUCCUUCUCCUUAGACACGCCCUCUCUGCCCAGGAAGCUCCACGCUCAGGAGGACACCGACUCUCUGGUCUCCACGGGAACCCUGGUGCCUGAAGCCAUCUACCUGCCGCCGGCCGGACACCGGCUGGUCCCGCACGGAGACUGGGACGCCCUCAAUGCUCAGGUGUCGGAGCUGCGAGGCGAGCUGAGCCGGCUGCAGGAGGAGAAGGAGGAGCUGGAGCGAGAGCUGGACACACAGACCAACAAAACGCACAAACAGGUGUCAAUGCUCCAGGCUCAGGUCCACACCUCAGAGGCCCUCCUCCAGGAUCUGCAGAAAUCUUUCAGCCAAUCACAGAGCGCCGUCCAGAGUCGGCUGGCAGAGUUGUCUCUCUCCCAGAGGAAGGUGAGCACCGAGCUGUCCAGACUCAAAGGAGAGGAGGUUCAAGAUGAGCCCGACUGCUUCCCCGCUACACUGCAGGGGGCGCACUGUGAGGAGCGUCUCCGCAUCGAGAUAGUGAACCUCAGGGAUCAGCUGGACACCCGCACAGAGGAGAACGGUCUGUGGAGCAUAUUCAUAUGUAUUAUUAUUUCCUCAACACUGACUAUCGAGACACCAAAACAUGUUUUAUUCUCUCUUCCUGCCUGCACCAAUUUGCAACUCCCAUCAUCAGAAGUUUUAGAAGUGCGGCUGUCCAGUCUGAAGACGGAGACGGAGAGGGUCUCAUCUCAGAAGGAGCAGCUGCAGGCGGAGCUGCUGUCCUGCCGCAGCGAGCUGGAGGCCCUGAGGGUGGCGCUGUCUCACCUGCAGAGCACCAGCAAGACUCUCAGUACUGAGAAGGCGGCGCUGCAGCAGCAGAGUCUGGAGCUGCGCAGUCAGGUGAUCAGCAUGCGCAGCCAGGUGGACACCAGCCAGACGGUUCAGAGAGACUUCGUGCAGCUCUCUCAGUCGCUGCAGAUGAGGCUGGAGGUGAUCCGGCAGGCGGAGACUCUGGAGCAGGUCAGAGAGGUCCUGGAGGAGGGGAGGAGGGAGGCUGCUUCCUCUCCUGUAGACUCCUCCUGAGAUACAGAGAGGUCCUGGAGGAGGGAGGCUGCUUCCUCUCCUGCAGACUCCUCCUGAGAUACAGAGAGGUCCUGGAGGAGGGGAGGAGGGAGGCUGCUUCCUCUCCUGCAGACUCCUCCUGAGAUACAGAGAGGUCCUGGAGGAGGGAGGCUGCUUCCUCUCCUGCAGACUCCUCCUGAGAUACAGAGAGGUCCUGGAGGAGGGAGGCUGCUUCCUCUCCUGCAGACUCCUCCUGAGCCACAGAGAGGUCCUGGAGGAGGGAGGCUGCUUCCUCUCCUGCAGACUCCUCCUGAGCCACAGACAGUCACACUGGAACCAAAGAGUACAAACAGAGAUAAAAGAUCUCAUCAGAGACCGAUAAGGACCAACCAGCAACCACCACGUGAAACACCGUCAGGAACUCUGCUAGUGAUGGAUAUUCCUGAAGAGACAUUAUAUAUAUAUAUAUAUAUAUAUAUAUAUAUAUAUAGUUUCAGAGGCGUCAAAGACUUGAAAUACGACCAAAGUGAUUUUUGUGAACCUGGAAUGUUCUCUAAGAAUAUUUGCAUUCCUUUUAUCUUACACCAGUAACAUGCUUAUUCCUUUACUAAUACAUGUGUAAAUGUAUUUUCUUGUUUAAACUGACAUUACUCCAAAACACUCAACAGUCCAACACUCGAUGUUUCCCUCUAUCAGUUUUUAAAUGCGAUGUAUUGUGAAGGCGGACCUGGAAGCAAAGGAUCACAGUGCAAUAAUGAAUAACAGUGAUACUAAGUAACUCUCCUAAAUGAACUGCAUUCCAGGUUUUAUUUUAAUAUGUUGUCUAUUUGAGCUUUACAUGAACUGCUCCCGUUGCCACACAAUCCUAAAAGCUCAUUUAUAUGAUUUAUGGAUAAGGACAGAAGCCAAGCAAAAAGAAAUCUAUGAAGAAAUGUGAAUAUGUAACAUUUUGUCAUCUUUUAAUACAUAUUGUAAGUAUAAGAUAGGCUGUCACUAUCUUUCAUAAUGAAAUACGAUAACGUUUCUCAAUCUGGACUCAGCUUUUAUUGCAGUUUCUUAUCAUGCAAAACAGGUCGACACUAUCCUUUAAUAAUGUAGGAUUUCAUUUACUAUGAAGCCUAAUUUACAUUGAACCUUUUUGGAAAUACACGAGUGAUCUUGACAUUUUAAUAAAAAGACUGCUGCUAAUUCAACUUUACCACAGGGGAAUAAAGGUAAAAAACGUUAUAGAAUAAUGUCAAUAGUUAAAUUUAUACAUAAGAUACAAUUGAGUCUUAAAGUAUUAUAACAAUUACGCAUUGUUUAAUGUUUGUCAUUGUGAUCCACGUCUUGCGCACCAACUGAUGGAAAACAAAUUACAUUCAUAAAUAUGUUUUUAUGUUUAAAGCAACAUAUAUUUACAGGACUCUGUUUUAUUGAGCAAGUUGUGAUUCUUAUUAAAUAACAAAACCUUAUUUAA
Molecule: messenger RNA, 3314 nt
Organism: Gymnodraco acuticeps
Lineage: Eukaryota; Metazoa; Chordata; Actinopteri; Perciformes; Bathydraconidae
Gene: rabep2
Product: rabaptin, RAB GTPase binding effector protein 2
Exons: 11
Coding region: 383-1876 (497 amino acids)
Biological process (GO): endocytosis
Cellular component (GO): intracellular membrane-bounded organelle
Molecular function (GO): GTPase activator activity; growth factor activity
Source: RefSeq, a predicted model, not a curated record